Molecule: messenger RNA, 1587 nt
Organism: Andrographis paniculata
Lineage: Eukaryota; Viridiplantae; Streptophyta; Magnoliopsida; Lamiales; Acanthaceae
Exons: 5
Coding region: 431-1447 (338 amino acids)
Source: RefSeq, a predicted model, not a curated record
AUACAUUCAUCCCCGGCGCCAUUUUCUUGACGACACAUAUGGACAAUUUUCCUGUAGAUGAAUCGGCGCGGCAUUUGGGGAAAAUUUUCUGAUCAAAUCAAAUCAAUAAACGAAGCCCAAGCAUGAGGACAUCACUACCACAGUACGUCUAUAAGACACACCAAACGACUCAGAGAGUCACGCGCGACACGCAAAGAGACGAAAAGAUUGCAGUGGCCGCAGAACCAGCGCCAAAAUUCUCGCUCAGAUCUGCUCAAUCUUAAUCUUCGUUGCCUUAUAUCUUCACUGCCUCAAAUUUUUGAUGAAUAUUUAUGGUUUUUCUAUUGAUUUUCAAGCGUUGAUCGCAUUUGUUAUUUAUUGUUAGGAGUUGAUUGAUAUCACAAUUUAAGAGUCGCGCGCAAUCGCUAGUGUAGUAGUUUUCUGGUUUACAAUGAAUUCGGAGAGGUUUUUGCGAGUGAAUGAUAAUGGAGGCGAGGUUUUUUCGCACACUGGAACGAUCGGAUCAUCGUCGUCGCCUCCGAGAUCGGUGCCAAAUUUAUCUCCGCCGUCGGAGGAAGUUAACGGUGGGGCUAGUUACAUACUACACACCGUUUCGAAGUUCGAUACGCUUGCCGGAAUCGCAAUCAAAUACGGCGUCGAGGUGGCUGAUAUAAAGAAGCUAAAUGGAUUGAUGACAGAUCUCCAAAUGUUUGCUCUUAAGACAAUACAAAUACCACUGCCUGCGAGACAUCCUCCUUCCUCCAGCUUGUCCAACGGCAACAUCCCUUCACGGCCAAGGAGCUCUCAACAAACAGCAUCCAGCCAAAGGUGCUCAGAUUUAUUCGAUUUGUUUCCAUCAUUGAAACUGAAAUCUUCAUCACAGCAAGUCUCGGGCAUCACGACCACCUCGCAAACUCAUCACAUCCAUAACCAUAAUCCAGCACUUCCAAAAGGUGCAGCAGCAGAAGGUUUUGAAAUGGUCCAAAACCAUGGCGACGAGGCUGAGGUUCUGUCGCAAGUAGCCGACAACGGUAGAUUGGGUAAACUAACCGAGAAUAUGGUGAGACGACGUCAAAAGUCUGAGGUUGAUUUUACUCCCCAAACUCCGGAAAAGAUUCUCAAGGAGGCGAACACCAAAAGCAAUUCAAUUAAAUCGAUCAAUGGAAAAAGCUGGCCAGAGUCAGCUAUAUGUGAUGUCUCGGAAAGUCUUGCAGAAGGAGGGCCUAAGACAAUUCCCAUAGGCUUUGGGGAUUCGUUGCGACCAGGUAACAUCAGCGAUGCUUGUAAGUCGUUAACUCCAUGUAGCUUACAGGAUUUCGAGGACAACAUAUUGUCAUUGACAUGGCUGGCAUCGAAUCAGCAUUUGAAGCCCGGUGUUCCAGCGCUGUCAAGCACAACCACCACCAGCAACCCGAUGCUCGGUCUAUCGAAGCCAAUGAGCAGAAGAAGCAAGGCAGCUGUUGAUUAAGUUGGCCCCCUUUCAACCAGUUAUGGGGUAGCAAGGAAACGAACCUCAUCGUCUGCGUGGCCAAUAAUGGCUGGCCCCCAAGAUCCGACAUAGUCGAUGUACUCGUUGCCAUCAAUAUCCCACAUAUGAGAACCCUUGAC